Messenger RNA from Paramacrobiotus metropolitanus, 1866 nucleotides. RefSeq lists its product as uncharacterized. Gene Ontology annotation, molecular function: aspartic-type endopeptidase activity; nucleic acid binding; zinc ion binding. Gene Ontology annotation, biological process: proteolysis. The transcript has a single exon. NCBI's taxonomy places the organism in Eukaryota, Metazoa, Tardigrada, Eutardigrada, Parachela, Macrobiotidae. The record is from RefSeq and is a predicted model, not a curated record. Bases 1 to 1866 code for a protein of 621 amino acids.
AUGACGGACGAAACGUCGCUUCCUAUCCUGUUAAAGUUCGAGCCCAACAAGAUGGCGUGGAUGUCUUGGAGGUCACGGUACCAGAACUUUAUUAAACUCCAAAAGGUCACCGACGAAGAGGAGCAGAAGCGGGUUCUGCUGGAUUCAUUAGGUGUGGAAGCCUAUGAAAUGGUACACGCUAUGUGCCUGCCGAACGAUCCAGCCGACAAGACACUCGCAGAAGUUCUCGCCAAACUGGAAAGGGCAUACGUGAAAAAGACCCUGAAAUCCACCGAAUGGGCCAAGUAUUUCGUAUUGAAGCAGGAUACGGGCGAAACUCUUUUGGAUUUCGCAAACAAACUCCGCAAAAAGGCCAUCCUGUGCAGCUUCCCAGCGGACGUUCUGGAGGACAACAUGAAAGCAACCUUUUUGAACGGGCUGCAGGGAAAGGCUACCAGGCGACAUCUGAUGUCGAAGGACUACGACACACUGGAUAAAGCUCUGGAGCUGGUGGAACAGUUCGAGCUAUCCCAGGCUAGCGCGAAGAAGGCGCCGGGCAGUGUGGACGUAGCGCGCAUCAGUGGUGGGCCGAGGCGGGGCGGCGGUCAAGGUCGUCAACGCGGAAAUCGUCGUGGUACGGGACAGAGAGCGCGUGGCGGCGGAGCAAGCCAGAACGCGGCGGGUAGCAGUGCGAAUUGCUACGGCUGCGGUAAUUCAGGCCACGUCCGUGCAGACUGCUGGGCGAAGGAUGUCACCUGCCGCAAUUGUAACAAGAAAGGUCACAUUGCGAAGAUUUGCACUGCGCCCAGGCAGAACCAGCAGCGUGGAGACGGACGACACACAAUGCUAGUCGAAGAAGAAUUCGACGUGUUGGCAGUGGAAGCGGCUGGCAGCCAGUCCAUACGCAUACCGCUGAAGUUGAACGGCACGCCAGUGCCAGCAGUGCUGGAUACGGGAUCAGGCGUUACCAUCGUCACGGCAGAGACGUGGAGGAGGAUUGAUUCGCCGCGACUGUCCCCGUAUACGCAGCCGCUGAGGAGCUUCACUGGCCAUGCGCUGACAGUAAUCGGGACCGCCACCGUGGACGUGCAACGCGCUAGCGUACGGAAGCAGUUGCCGGUGGUGGUAGUGGGCCGUGGUGGCGAUGUGAUCGGCCGCGACUGGAUACGCGCCCUGGAUCUGAGCCACAUGAGCCUACGUGACCUGCAGGCUAGUUCAGUGUAUAGCGUUGCGAGCAGUCUGGAAGAAGACCUCGACCGGCACAAGGAAGUGUUUCGCGAUGAGCUGGGUCAUUGCAAGCGGUAUAAGGCGCGUCUCCAUUUGAAACCGGGAGCACGGCCAGUGUUCUGCAAACCCCGUACAGUGCCAUUCGCGUUCCGGGAGGCGGUCGAGAAGGACCUGGAGCGUUUGGUGGAGCGCGGCAUACUCACUCCAGUCGAACACGCCGAUUGGGCGGCGCCCAUUGUGGGGACGCUGAAGAGGGCUGGAGAUGUGCGAACGUGUGCCGAUCUAAGCACUGGUCUGAACGACUCGUUAGACGUUCAGAAGUACCCGCUCCCAACUCCUGACGAAUUAUUCGCCAAGUUAAACGGCGGAGAGAAAUUCAGUACGCUGGAUCUCGCCGAGGCGUAUGCCCAAGUGGAACUGGACGACGACAGCAAACAGCUUGUGGUUAUCAAUACACACAAGGGACUGUUUCGGUAUAAUCGACUGCCGUUCGGAGUCGCCAGUGGGCCCAGUAUAUUCCAGCAAAUUAUGGAGCAGAUUCUCCAUGGCUGCGAAGGUGUGGCCAUAUACCUUGACGAUAUUAUCGUCACCGGCGCCACGGAUGAAGAGCACCUGCGAAACCUCGAGUGUUUGGAGGCCGAAAAGAGAUACCGGUGGUGA